This is a messenger RNA of Xiphophorus hellerii (green swordtail), 1796 nucleotides long. RefSeq names its product protein tyrosine phosphatase non-receptor type 18 (gene ptpn18). The record is from RefSeq and is a predicted model, not a curated record. Gene Ontology annotation, molecular function: non-membrane spanning protein tyrosine phosphatase activity. NCBI's taxonomy places the organism in Eukaryota, Metazoa, Chordata, Actinopteri, Cyprinodontiformes, Poeciliidae. Gene Ontology annotation, biological process: protein dephosphorylation. Gene Ontology annotation, cellular component: nucleus; cytoplasm. The transcript has 16 exons. Bases 91 to 1482 code for a protein of 463 amino acids.
AGAGGAGCUAAAUUAUUAACUGACGGUUAAAGUUAGAGGCAGAACUGAGACGCAGUCAGAGUGAGAGUGAGCUGCCGACCGGAGCCGGCCAUGGAUCUCCUGCUGUCCGCCCUGAGGGCCGUGGACCCGGCCGCCGUGGAGCGGGAGUACCAGGUGGUGCGUUCCCAGUCGCUCCAGUUAAAGAAAGAUCACAGUUUGACCACAGAGGUUGGAUCCCUAAAGGAGAACGCCAAGAAGAACCGAUAUAAGGACAUCCUACCAUAUGAUCAGACCCGGGUGGUUCUGUCUCUGCAGACUUCAGGUUCUGACUCCGACUACAUCAACGCCAGCUUCGUCCAGGGGGCGACGGGUGACUGCAGAUACAUCGCCUCCCAGGCUCCCCUUAGUUCCACUCUGACUGACUUCUGGAGGAUGAUCUGGCAGCACAAAAUCAAGGUGAUAGUCAUGGCCUGCAGGGAGAUCGAGAUGGGAAAGAGGAAAUGUGAGUGCUACUGGGCAGCUCCUCAUCAGUCUGCGGCGUUUGGACCUUUCACCGUCACCACGCAGGUGGAGUCGCGGCCCAACCAGGACGUCGUGGUGCGAACCCUGGUGGUCUGCUACCAGCAGGACGUCCACUCGCUGGUCCAGUUCCAGUACCUGUCCUGGCCGGACCACGACGUCCCCUAUGAGACAACCGGGAUUCUGGACCUGCUGGACCGAGCCAGGAGCAGCCAGGGAGCCGAACGCUCUCCUGUCCUGGUCCACUGCAGUGCAGGCUGUGGGAGGACAGGAGUCAUCUGCGCUCUGGACUACAUCCAUGACCUUCUGGUUACCAAGAAGAUCACCAAGGACUUCAGCGUCCUGGACCUCGUCCUGGAGCUGCGGAGACAGAGACCCUCGGCGGUCCAGACCAAGGACCAGUACGGGUUCAUCUUCAGCGCGGCCGCCGGCAUGUUGGAGCGUUUCCUGCAGACGCCUGAGGACCGGCUCUACAGCAACCUGCCGGAGGUGAAAAAACGAGAGAAGAAAACCUCAGCAGCUGCAUCUUCAUCCGUCAACAGUUCAUCCGCCAUGAAUGACACCUACGCUGUGGUCAACAAGGCCAAGCAGCCGCACCGGACCACAUCAGAACUGUCCUACUCCUCCGUGGUCACGCCCAGGUCCAACCCAGGAACCAGAACCCUGCCGCCAUCCCAUCACUAUGACAACGACUUCAGCGCAGCGUCUGCAGCUCCCAUCUACAGCACUGUGAAGCCCAAGGUCAAGCCGCUGACCUCGCCCCCCUCAGCCUCGCCCAUUUAUGACAUGGCCGCCCCGACCAAUCAGAGGGAGGACCUUCACCUGGUGCCAGCAGAAGCAGAUAACGACUAUGAAGACGUUUCCUCUCCUGCCUCAGACGUCAGCAGCUUCUUCACACCUGGAGGCAUCGGUUUUAACUGUCGCAUCCAGAAGCCGAAAGGACCCAGAGAUCCUCCAGCGGCCUGGGGGCGGAUGGAGAGGUGAACUGGUUGAACUGGACUGGUUACCCAUCUGGAAUCACUCCAAACAGCCGGAGUGGUCAGCAUUUAGCCGACCGACUUCACUGUGAUUUGUUCAAUUACUGUAAUCUUCUCAACACUCUGAUACGUUCUUGUUUUAAGAUUAACCAAAGAGCUUCAGUUUGUUCAUGAUUUAACUGAAAUAUGUCAAAUUUAACUAAACAAAAUUUUAUCUAAUUUGCCUGGAGAUUAUCUGCAGAAUUUGUACACAGAGUUUUUGGCUCAUAAUUAAAAAUAUUUUCCGAUGUGGCUUGAGCUUCAAUAAAAACGGUAACAGCA